Molecule: messenger RNA, 4294 nt
Organism: Scomber scombrus (Atlantic mackerel)
Lineage: Eukaryota; Metazoa; Chordata; Actinopteri; Scombriformes; Scombridae
Product: C-terminal-binding protein 1
Exons: 11
Coding region: 138-1469 (443 amino acids)
Molecular function (GO): oxidoreductase activity, acting on the CH-OH group of donors, NAD or NADP as acceptor; NAD binding; transcription corepressor activity
Source: RefSeq, a predicted model, not a curated record
ACUAAGGGGCUGGGAGAAGGACUAAGGGAAGCGAGGUAGCUGGCCACAGCCGCCAUAUGCUGACUGGAUUCCUGUUCAUGUCUGCUGUGUGAAGACUGUAGGUUUCUGUUCUGUGCUGGCCGGCAGGGGAACACACCAUGGGAAGCUCACAUCUCCUCAACAAAGGCAUGCCUCUAGGCAUCAGGCCACCCAUCAUGAACGGGCCCAUGCACCCGCGCCCUCUGGUGGCGUUGCUGGACGGGCGCGACUGCACUGUGGAGAUGCCCAUCCUGAAAGAUGUAGCAACUGUGGCCUUCUGUGACGCGCAGUCCACACAGGAGAUCCACGAGAAGGUGCUGAAUGAAGCUGUAGGAGCAUUGAUGUACCACACCAUCACUUUGAUGAGAGAAGACCUGGAGAAGUUUAAAGCUCUGCGUAUCAUCGUCCGCAUUGGCAGCGGCUACGACAACAUUGACAUCAAAUCUGCCGGCGAAUUGGGCAUAGCUGUGUGUAACAUGCCUGCAGCCUCAGUGGAGGAGACGGCGGACUCCACGCUGUGUCACAUCCUCACCUUGUACCGACGCACCACCUGGCUGCACCAGGCUCUACGGGAAGGAACGCGGGUUCAGAGCGUGGAGCAGAUCCGUGAGGUGGCGUCAGGAUGCGCGAGGAUCAGAGGAGAGACACUGGGACUCAUAGGGCUCGGUCGGGUGGGCCAGGCUGUAGCCCUGCGAGCCAAGGUUUUUGGCUUUAAUGUGAUUUUCUAUGACCCUUAUUUGGCUGACGGCGUAGAGAGGUCCCUGGGACUACAAAGGGUCACCACACUACAGGACCUGCUCUUCCACUCUGACUGCGUGUCUCUGCACUGCAGCCUGAACGAACACAACCACCACCUGAUCAACGACUUCACCAUCAAACAGAUGCGUCAGGGUGCGUUUCUGGUGAACACAGCCAGGGGGGGUCUGGUGGAUGAGAAGGCCCUCGCUCAGGCCCUGAAAGAGGGAAGGAUACGCGGAGCGGCUCUGGACGUUCAUGAGACAGAGCCUUUCAGUUUCAGUCAGGGCCCGCUGAAGGAUGCACCCAACCUGAUCUGCACUCCACAUGCUGCCUGGUACAGCGAACAGGCCUCACUGGAGAUGAGAGAGGAGGCAGCCAGGGAGAUCCGAAGGGCUAUCACAGGUCGCAUACCAGACAGUCUGAAGAACUGUGUGAAUAAGGAGUUUCUCACCCAGAACAACCACUGGACAGGCGUUGACCCAGCCACCGUCCACCCUGAACUCAACGGGGCUUAUAGGUACCCGCAAGGAGUGGUAAGCUUGCCCGCUGGUGGCCUCCCGCCUCCCAUUGAAGGCAUAGUACCCAGCGCUGUGCCCAUCACACAUACCCUCCCGCCCGCUGUCAUACACCCUCCACAUGCCCCGUCGCCCGGACAAAACACAGUGAAGCCACCAGAGGGCGACAGAGAGCAGCAUCCGAAUGACCAACUGUAGCCACACACACAAACGCACACGCUUGACCGUGUUGUCUGGUGACCGGAGGUGGUUGGCAUGACAACCGUUGUCAUAGCGAUAAGUACCCUAGUGACAAGUUGUUAUCAGACAGGUUCACAGAGUGUCAGAUCGACAGGUUGAGGUCCCAAUAACUAUCGAUUCACAAUUCGCUGGCAGUUGGUUCCCGGCAGCCAGUUCACACUCCAAAGAGGAAGAAAAGGAGGAGGAUGAUAAAGAGGAGGAGGAGUGGAUAUCUGUUUGGAUGCUCUAAUCAAAGAGCAAGACAGCUGUCCUCUGCUCCAACCAGAAAUCCUGAAAAAGACUAUAGAGCUCAAAGGUCCGCAGGUUGAUCUUCAUACCAACAAUAGUCAAGUUUUAAACUGUUUCCUCUGCCAGACAUUAAAAAAAUAUCAAUAACUAUCUGUUGAUUUGGGAAGAAAAAAUACUGAUUCAAAUUCUGCUGUCUUAGACUGUAGUGUGUCCAAAGUUAGAGGGGCGGGUUUAAUGUCUCUUUUUCUGUGUCCUUUCCUUAGUUUGAUGUACAAGCAAAAGUAGUAGGUUAUGAAAUGAAUGUAACCUGUCUGUGUACAGUUUUUAGAGUUAUGGCAAGAAGAUACUGAUAUUUGUAUUCCAGUCUUAACAAAACAAGGGUUAUGUGAUCUCUCUAUGUAGCCAAACAGGUUUGAGAAUACAAUAUCUGUUUUUUUGUGUUCCCAAAUUAACAAGCCCCCUAAAAAAAGAGGCAGCUUUUUGCACACCAUCUCAGGAAAUUAAGUUUCCGCAGUUGGUAUAUUAUUUUUUAAAUUUUUAUUUUAAAAAUUCCUUUUUAUGCCACUUAGUGCUUUUGUUUUUCUACCUGCUUGCCUUUUCGUGUCCCGCUACAUUAGAGAAAGAACUUUAACAAGAGCUUAAGUUGAUCUAAUGUUUGCUUUUGUUUGUUAGGUUAAUGGGCAAGUGAUUUUGCUCUUGGGACUUGUGUGUAAAUGUUUGACCCAAACCGAGGGGGUUGUGGGAGGGAAGGCUGUAGAGAAGUGGCAAAAUGGUAUGCUUGGCUGGGAUGACGGACUUCAUCCCUAGUCCUGAUUGUUUUAUUAGAAAACAAAGUUGUUGAGAUUAUUUCUCUGAAAGACGCAGGUUGUCCACAAGGUGAUGCACUGAGAAUUUGUACUGCAGCAGCUUACAGUUAAAGAAACUGUCUCAUAAAAGGAAAUAUCUCUAUUUUCCUCAUGUCUUCAUGAGCCAGUGCUUCCACUAUUACGUACAGUAAUUGUAUAAUCGUGGAGCAUGAACACUUGAGCACACCAAGGUUUACAAAUGAUACACAGCACUGAUGAAAAAGUGUGUCGCUUCCCUUACAGCAAUGGAUUUGACCAAUGAGCCUACACACCCCUGAAACCAUCCGAUCAGUUAAUCAACUCUUUAGUGCCUGCCAAAACCAUUUUAGAUUCCUAGUUGAAGUUUAACUCACUUGUACAGACGUGACUUCAAGUUAAGGACAGAUGAGGAAUACUUCUGUUCUACAAGUUAGGCCAAAAAAUCUUUCAUAUUUCAGACUGACUCCCAUAUUGCAACUUUGAAUCUGUUUUAAAAAAAAAUUUAAUAGAGAAAAAUGCUCAGUCAGAUCAACUUUCCAGAAGAGGACAACCUGCAACUGAGAGCUAAAACUACGGUGUUAUACUAGUGUGAGGUACAACAUAUAUGCACAAUAACAUACAGAUGUUUGACGUACUUGAUAGCAUGUCAAAGUGCUGAUUUCUUCACCAGUCUAGUAUCCCUUUAACAUUUCAUGAUAGGUCCUUCCCGAGUAUACCGUUUAGCCGCCCUCUGUGGCCUCUGUGUCUAUGUGUACAUAUGGUGUUCUGCCUGCCUGUUUCAAUGUGACUUGGUUGUAUCUGUGUCUAAAAAAGCAGCACUGGGGGGAGGGGUGGUGGCUAGUACUCUCCACAAGGCAUCAUUACGAAGACUGCCAUCUGAAUACACAACAAAACACUACGCACAAAGUAAAAACAAACGUGUGGAACUAGACUUCAGACUAAAUUUACUGGCCACACUCCAACAAUGAAAACAACAAGCGGAUAUAUUUACACCAGUGUCAAAAUAUCUGAGACUCUUUUCUCUCUGGAAAAUUGAUAACUGAUUCCAGUUCAUGUGUUGUUGAUGUUAGCAGGCCAGCUAAGUGACAGUGCUUUCUGGAUCCCCUUCUACCAGCAGCUGAGUAGUAAAAACAGUUCACUGUUGCCUACCUGGUCUACUUCAUGGUGAGGUAGUAAGCGUAGCAAUCAGGGAUGGGAAUUUCACUAGCCACUGGUGAUUAUUUUACAACCUGAGCUUGAGCCAAGUUCUCACUGGCCAGAAUCUCAAUGGGGUGUUUGGUACACACGGUACUGAGGUGACAAUUAAAUAUCACUGCUAGAGCCCCAAAAUCCUUAAAGGAAUGCUGGAAUAUUUUGAACUUUUACUCCUAAACUUUCCUCACAAGAUGCCUGUCGCCAUGUGGGGGGGAAACACUUUGCUGAUAUCUCCAGAGCAACUUAAUACAAACUGUAAGCAUUCCUCAUUCAAACCGAUGGGUGCCACAAGAAAAACAGCUUUUAAAGUAUCGAGGUGCUCCUUGAAAUUCCAUCCCUGGUAGUAACACACAGUCCACUGUUGCCUACCUUGGUCCCCUUUAUGGUAAAGUAGUAGGCGUAGCAAUAUACAGUACACAUAUUCUAUAUUCUACAGUAAAUAUCAUUAUUUUUGGUCAAAACUGACAACCUUACAAAGAUAUGUUUGUGACUGUAUGCAUUUGUAUGAAUUAUUUUAAAAGGAAAUAAACUGUGGAA